Messenger RNA from Acaulospora morrowiae, 1008 nucleotides. The record is from the annotation of a GenBank genome assembly. Lineage: Eukaryota; Fungi; Glomeromycota; Glomeromycetes; Diversisporales; Acaulosporaceae.
AUGCCUACAGCUUCUGCACCUUCUGCAUGCUCAACUGCUGUCAUAUCAGUGUCUAGCUCUAAUCAAACUCCCACAACUCUACCAACGUCUACUGCAGCUACACCCUCUUCUUCCGGCUCCACUACCAUCAUAUCGGUGUCUACCUCUGGUCAAUAUGCCACCACUCCAUCAACGUUUACUGCCUCGACGUCUAGCUCAGCGUCAACCGAUUUAUUAAUAUCUACUACAGCCACUACAACCUCUUCUAUUGUCUCAACUACAUCUACUACAUCAAUGUGUGCUGGCUCACCUAUUAUAUCAACUACCAACCUAUCAAAAUUCACUAUAAUUACUAUACCCCCUACAACCUCAACGCCUAGCUCCUCCUUAACCACCACUACUUUAUUAGCGUUUACGACAACCUCUUCUGCUGGCUCAACUAUUACCAAAUCAAGAUGUAAGGGCCCAACCACCACACCACCGCCUCCUGCUGCCUCGACGUCUAAACUCGCCUCAGUUACCACUCCAUCAGUUUUUACAGCCAUUCUAUCAAUGUCUAGCUUUGACCGACCCACUACCGCAUCAUCAAAAUGUGCUGGUGCUACUUUUGCAUCAGUUUCAACUGUCUCGACUAUUACAUCACUCCCUUAUACCGCCUCAACACCGUGCCCUGUCUCAAAUUCAGUCGAGCCAAUUACGACCAUUAACUCAACGCGUGCAUCCGAUCCUGUUAGUCAUAACAAACCGACUAGUGUUACCAAGUCGGACAAAGGUACAAAAAAUCAUUACCGCCCCAAGCACCGUCAUCAUCGCCACGCCAAAGUUAACAAACAUCAUAAAGUCAAAGGCAAAAAACAUCACAUUGAAGACAAAAAACAUCAUCAGAUCAAAGACAGAAAGCAUCACCACAGAAAAAUAAAAAACAAUCCUCACACCAAAGACAACGAUGAUUGUAAGACAAAAAACAAAUAUCGUCACAAAAACAAUCAUUAUCACUCCAAAGAAAACCACUACAAAAAGGAGCAUUAA